Molecule: messenger RNA, 732 nt
Organism: Chlorella variabilis
Lineage: Eukaryota; Viridiplantae; Chlorophyta; Trebouxiophyceae; Chlorellales; Chlorellaceae
Product: expressed protein
Exons: 8
Coding region: 1-732 (243 amino acids)
Source: RefSeq, a predicted model, not a curated record
AUGCGCGCCGCGGUUCUUCUCGCCUGCCUGCUGGCUGUCCUGGCCGUCUCUACGCCGGUUUCUGGGCAUGUUUGCAAUAAGGGCAAGUGGCUCUACAAGUACCCCAUCAAGCACUGGAAGGAAUACACUUGGAUCAAGGAUCACGCCAAGAAGCCCUUUGCCGAGAUUGCUUUCAUCAAAGCCAUGAUCACCCUUAAGGAGGAAUGGGAUGCCAACCACCCCGGCCUGGGCGGCUGCGAGCCCGUCGCCGCCAAGCCCGUGGGCGCGUGCUACAAGAGCUGGGUGCCCGGCAAGGCUGGCAGGCAGAUCAAGGGCGAGUACGGGUUCACCGUGAAAGUGAAGGUUGUGUGCCCCUUUGAGCCCUUCAAGGCCUGGUACACCAUCGACGUGCUGGCCUACACCCGCCGCGACGGCUCCUACUGGGCCCCGAUCAAGAAGCCCUUUGCCGAGGCGGCUUUCAUCAAAGCCAUGUUCGCCCUUAAGGAGGAAUGGGAUGCCAACCACCCCGGCGUGGGCGGCUGCGAGCCCGUCGCCGCCAAGCCCGUGGGCGCGUGCUACAAGAGCUGGGUGCCCGGCAAGGCUGGCAGGCAGAUCAAGGGCGAGUACGGGUUCACCGUGAAAGUGAAGGUUGUGUGCCCCUUUGAGCCCUUCAAGGCCUGGUACACCAUCGACGUGCUGGCCUACACCCGCCGCGACGGCUCCUACUGGGCCCCGAUCAAGGUCCUCCACUGA